Molecule: messenger RNA, 7992 nt
Organism: Oenanthe melanoleuca
Lineage: Eukaryota; Metazoa; Chordata; Aves; Passeriformes; Muscicapidae
Product: poly(rC)-binding protein 3-like
Exons: 13
Coding region: 785-1819 (344 amino acids)
Biological process (GO): negative regulation of mRNA splicing, via spliceosome
Cellular component (GO): cytoplasm; nucleus
Molecular function (GO): mRNA binding
Source: RefSeq, a predicted model, not a curated record
UCGACUUGGUUAUAUAAGGUGCACAGACAUGGGUACCUAUAAAUAUUAGCGAGCAGCUGUCACAAAGGGAUUGUGAACGAGCUGCUCGGGACCUCAAAAACAUAAUAGCUUGGCACCCAGAAAUACAUGACUUUGAUAACAUACUACAAGGUCACGUAUUGGGGGGAGAGGGUAAGGAGGUGGCGACUGCUUUUAAUCUUUGUCUCUUUUAUUAAAAAAACCCUAAUUUUCUAGCUUUGUGUUUCUGGUAUACAUCGGAUAUUUACAAUUUUUAUCACAUUAGGAUAUGACAUUCCUGGCCUUGCCAGUGCUUUUGUUUGGAUAUUUAUAGCAGCUUCUGGUCAUUGUUGAGCAAAGGCGAUUGCCCUGCCCUCUGGCCCUUUCUUAAGCAGAUUUUGGGCAGAAGCUCCUCUCGUGUGGCACUAAUUGAAGUGACUGGUGGAGGGGGUGUUGUGAGCACACUUGUGCUGAUCUGCCAGGGUCUAAGCCAAGGGAGGAAGAGAAGAUAAAACGGGGAGAAGGGAGAAAAGAGGAAGAAAAAAAAAAAAAAAAAAAAAAAAAAGGAGGGGAAGGAAAAAAAAAAAAAAAAAAACAACAAGCCCAAGGCGGGCUGUGCAGAGCGGAGGGCUGCAGGGCUGCCGGCCAUCUGUCCGCGCAGGGCGGCACGGCGGGAGCGCCGGGCGGCGGGAGCGGCGCCGCUCCGCAGGUUGAUUAAGUGAAUAGAAGAAAAAAAAAAUAAAAGAAAAACGAAGCUACUUUCAAGUAUUGAAGAUACAAGGCCAGGAUGAACACGAGGGACGGAAAAGUGUCCGAAGGAGGUCUCAAUGUCACUCUUACCAUACGCCUUCUCAUGCAUGGCAAGGAGGUUGGAAGCAUUAUCGGAAAGAAAGGUGAGACAGUGAAGAAGAUGAGGGAGGAGAGUGGUGCUCGAAUCAAUAUUUCAGAAGGCACUUGUCCAGAGAGAAUUGUGACAAUAACAGGCCCAACAGAUGCAAUUUUUAAAGCUUUUUCUAUGAUUGCACUAAAAUUUGAAGAGGACAUAAACGCCUCGAUGACAAACAGCUCGGUGACAAGCAAACCGCCCGUGACACUGCGGCUCGUCGUCCCAGCAAGCCAGUGUGGAUCCCUCAUAGGAAAAGGAGGUUCCAAAAUCAAAGAAAUCAGGGAGUCCACAGGAGCCCAGGUGCAGGUGGCAGGGGACAUGCUGCCCAACUCGACGGAGCGCGCCGUGACCAUCUCCGGCACCCCCGACGCCAUCAUCCAGUGUGUGAAGCAGAUCUGCGUGGUGAUGCUGGAGUCCCCACCCAAAGGUGCCACCAUCCCCUACCGUCCCAAACCUGCCUCUGCACCUAUCAUUUUUGCAGGUGGCCAGGUAAGAGCAGACACCAUUUUGGCUUCAGCUGGAAACCACACCGUCCUGGCCCAGCCUCAGCCAGCGCCUGCGUUCACGAUUCAGGGGCAGUAUGCCAUCCCUCAUCCAGACUUGACCAAGCUUCACCAGUUGGCUAUGCAGCAUCCCCCCUUUACUCCCCUUGGGCAGACCACCCCUGGUUUCCCUGGACUGGAUGCCACUACUCCAACCAGUUCCCAUGAACUUACUAUUCCCAAUGAUUUAAUAGGCUGCAUUAUUGGCAGACAAGGCAGUAAGAUAAAUGAAAUCAGGCAGAUGUCAGGAGCACAGAUCAAGAUUGCUAAUGCCACAGAAGGCUCGGCAGAACGACAAGUUACAAUCACAGGAUCCCCUGCAAACAUCAGCUUAGCACAGUACCUCAUUAAUGCAAGGCUGUCUUCAGAAGUUACUGGCCUGGGGGCUCUGUAAUGUAUCUCAUCAUGCCCUAGUGCAUUAGCCACCAGACAGGACUUUUCCAAAGCCCCAUGAGACAAUGCUUUCUAUGGACUAAUCUACAGAGGAGUUUCUGCCAUUUCUAACUUUCUUAUUAUUCUGAGACAUCAAAAGAAAACACUUACUUUACUCUUUAAGCAACUGUGCUUCCUAACUCUUGUGUUGCUUUCAUUACUGUUCCAGUUUUAACACUGUUGUGGCUCAUAACAUAAAGCAAAGACAAGUUAUUUUUGGGGGUUAAUUUUCAUUGAUGUUCAUGCUUUGGCUAAUCUGUAUAAAAGCAUGGGCCGUUAGUGUUCUAAACCACUGUAUUCAGCUAGAGACUCGACAGCAAGUUACAUGAGACGUUUUUAUAAAUAAAUUUUUUUCCUGAUUAAAAAACAAAAAAAGACGUGGUAGCUUUGUGCAUACAACUGUUGUGUUGUUUAAACUUUGUUCUUUGUAACCGAGUUGCUAACUUGUCAUUGAAGAAGCACUAUUUUAUGGAUUGUCAAACUAAGAUCACAGACAAAUUGCUUGUUUUCAAUUAAUGAUUAAAGGUUUCAUAUCAUCACGCUUAAGGUCCCAGUGCUCAUUGGGAAAGUGUAACACCUGUGCAAGACUGGCAACCUUAGUAAGGGAUUGUCAGGGAUGAUGAGUCUGUUCAGGAUUAGUGGGAGCCAGAUUGUGCAGUUAGUAGAUAAACAGUAUUUCUACAAAACUUGGUUUGGUUUUUAACAAAGCUGUUUGUUGAGAACUUCUCACACUGCAUAGAAAAGACAAAUUUGGCUUCAUGUUGCAAGCAGCCACUGACUUGUAUCUCUGGUCUUUUCCCAGACUGAUCUAUAGAUCAGAUACUGGGGAGAGAAAAACAGGAGCAACAGAAUGAAUUUGGAUGCUGAGUACUGUAUUGCUAAGGCCCUUCAUACUUCCCCAUUCCCAGCAGCACUGCCCAGUGGCAAGGCUUCUAGUCAGCACCCUCCACCCUGCCAGGUGCCAGCCCAGCAGCAGGGAGGAGCACAGAAUGUGCAGCAGGAAGGGGAAGGGAGAGCUCAGCAGGCCCAGGAGCUGCCUCUUCCUGCCCUGGCACUCUGCUCCAGCUGUUCAAACCCUCCUUUGCAUCUGCUGAAGCACUGCAGUCAGCCUCGAGUUCUCUCUUCAAAAGAGCAAGCAAAAGAAAGGGGCUGGCCCCUGGCCGUGCUCUGGCCACCUCUUCUCUUGGGGCAGUGGCAGUACUGUCACAGCUACUGCUCUGGCCUCAUGAGAAAGCAGCUUUUUGGCAAUGCAGGAGUAGCAUCCUUAAUGACACAAGACUGAUUGUACAACCUCCAUCUCCCCACUCUGUUAAAGCCCCCUACCUGCCUUCAGGGAUUUAGCUUGGGGUUCUGCUUCCCCUCCCUGCCCCUGCUGAGCUUUUGGGGCAUACCACAGUUAUCCUCUGUGGUCUCCAGGAUACACAAAGCUCUCCAGUUUGAGUCUGCAACUAGGACACAACCAGGAUGUGCAUGCAAACUUGAAGACCUGUAGAAAUCAACAGCUUUCCCAAUACAGAUGCAGCCACAAAACAACCCCUGAUGAUGAAGGGUGCCGAGGGGCAUUACAGAACAGCUCACUGCACCCCAGUACCCAGGAGGACUUAGCCAAUAUUGGCAAUUAGCUACUCCAACCCUUAGAAAAACUAUAGGCUGUAAGACUAAUUUGAUAAAAUUCUGUGUUACUAUUACUUAAAAUAUAUUUUUAUUACUUAAAAUGUAUUUAACCUCUCAUUCUUUAAAGGAGAGAUGAAGCUGCUUUCACAGCAGAGACCUUAAAUAAGUCUUCAUUUCUUCAACAGCAAAAGCUAUUUCUGUGGCUAGCCUAGCUACUGUAAAUGAAAAAAAAAAAAGAACAUUAUUGCAGCUCAACACUAAGUAGGUCAAAGCUUUGCUCUCCCAGUAAGGCUGCCAGGCAAAGGGCAGCAGUAGCUCUGGGAUGUAUAGUAUCUUUCACAUUAAUAAUUCACGUAUGCCUUGCAGAAUUGAAAGAUUUAAACAAACUACUGCAGGGGCAUGUUUGUGUGAAGAAUGAGGAGAUGUAAAAAAAAACCACAUGGACAAAGAAGGAAGUCUUCUGAGAGGAUUUUUGCAAAAAUACAGGCAAAAAUGUGAUAAAAUCUAAGCUUAUUUUAAUUUCAUCAUUUUAGUUGGAAAAUAUUUCUGAAUGGAAGGAAAAAACUCUUAAUAGCUGUACUAUACAAAACAGACAAACAAAAGACAAGGUGGUAAAGAAAAAAAAAGGGUAAAGAAUAAUAGUAACCAAGACAGAAAAGUAAACCACUCAUGGCCAAAGGUAGAUAAGAGGAAGCAUGUACUCCCUGUGAAAAGGUCACUGCCCACAAAAAUGUGAGUUUCCAGAUGAAAGACAGCACCAGUUCCGCAGCUUUUGCGUCAUCAAAUUGGAAUUAGGUUUCUGGAAACAUCUCAAAUGAAUUCAAGCAGCUCUGUUGUGUUUCUCAAGUGAAAAAACAUUGACAACAUGAAUGCUGGCUGGAACCAGAAGGAAAAUAAACAAAGUUAGUCCUCUGCUAAUACACAGAGUGCUUUCUGUUCUCAGGCAUAGCCAGAGGGCAUCUGUGGGCUCCAAGGUUCACUCUGGUGCCAGUCAAGCUCCUAGGAAGCAGCACAGUCUAACUGGUGCCAUGCACAGAGGCACCUGGGAAGUGCCUCAGCCUCAGAAGGCUGCACAGGCAAGGUGCUGUUUGUCGAGUUUCACAAGACAGUCUGAAAAUCCAACUUCUUCCACAGCCUAAAUAUCAGCUGAAUGUAUUUCAGCACUGUUUGUAUUCUUGGCACAGGACCUUCCCCAUCUGGAGGGAGUGUCAUGAUUAUCUAAAAGUCACAAUGCUCCCUGAUCCAGUGGUUCAACAGUGGCACAGCUUCUGCAGGGAAGACUGUCAUUGUCAGACUCCUCAACUGAGUGACACAAAGUGUGUGUUCAAAGAACAGCAUCGAAAGGAGGCAUUUGAACAGAGAUCUCUUCUGUCCUCUGUAACUUCUGCAGCCACCAAUGGUGCAAGGCAUUAGUGCCUCCACUGUAGUUUUGGAAGAAAUACCUGGUUUAGAUGUCUACACACAGGAACUGCUCCCAUUUGUUUUUCCAGCUGUUGGCCCAGGAUAAUUCUAACUGAACUGAUGAACAGAAGAUCAAAUGAAGGCAGAUAGUGAAAAACUGCUUCACACCUGAAAUUUCCAUCUCUUGGCCCAAGCAACACUUUCUAGGGAUGUAAGUACACACUGCCCUUCUUGGCACUGAAGUGUACUUCAUUACUUGGUUCCAGGAAGGAAUGCAGUAAUAUUGAUUAAAUCAGUUUCUGCAUCAAUACAUGUGUCCUACAGACUGGCAUUUGUGUUAUAAGAGUGACUGAAAUUAAAGAGUCACAGUCAUUUGAUGGUAUCUAACAAAAUGGAAUUUCUGUAACAUUACAUACUCACACUGUGGUUUCUAAUGACAGCUAUAUUAUGAUCCAUGCAUGCUGAAUGUCCAAUUUUCUAGGGCAAUCUUUAUGAAUUAUAAGAAAAAGAUAUUUUUAAGUGCUGAAAAUAUUCUAGUAACAUUUAUAAUUAUAAGACUUUUAUAAUUUCUAGCUUACUGUUUUUUAAGAUGAUAAAAUGCAGAGAAUCUAAUUAUACUGGAAUGCAAUAAGCAAAAUCUGUUUCUCCUCAAAAUGAAUUUAUUGGCAGGGGGCCUGGCCAAAGCUAAUGUUCUUUCCAAUCAGUAUUUGCAAUUUGAAGCAAAUUUUAAAAUUAAAUGCUGUAGUAGAGGAAAAACAAUCAUGUUAGCAAAUGAGAACACUGGUUUGUUGUUAUUCAGAUUUGUUGCUUUGCACGGUCACUUUUGGGCUCCUCUGUACCAAAUGCAGACCUUGUUCCACAUCUAAGGCAUGACAGCAGCAGCUUAUUUCUUCAAGGGCAGGAGAGAAGUUAGCACAGCAAUUAUAAUUUGUGACUCUCCUUGCCAGCAGCUGUAGCUGUGGUGAGCUGCUCCCUGCGGAGCUGCUCUCUGGAACUCCAUUUCAAACAUGCAGGCACACAGGCUGUGCUCCUGGAAGUCACUCACCAGCUCCAAAACCAUCAAGCUCAGGAAUCUCAACUACUUUCUGGUGGCAUGGUGGCAGUUUUUAAGUUUUGACAACACUUUCCAUUAUUGUAUGAGUAAAUAAGGAUUACAAAUGUCUUCCUCCCUAACUCAGAUACUUCAGUUUUCUGCAAGUUCUGGAGAUAAGAGAAUUAAAAUAGUCAUCCUAAUUCAAAUUAAAAUUUUGUUUUUAAUAGUGGCUAUUGACAGAGCUAGUUAUUAGGAUUAAUCUGAUCUUUAUUGUUAAAAAAUAGAAUUCAAGGAAGUUAAGUAAGUGAGAAAAAAAAUUAAGGACAUGCAUAUUUUUAAAAACAAUAAUUUCCUCUGGUUAAUAACCUAGCUGAAUAAUACAUCAGAAGUACAUAAAAUUGUUUUCUAAAACUGAAGACAUACUUAAGAUUACAAACUAAUUAUCCCUAUGUUUUCUAAGAUACAGGAGAUUAUUUCGAUUAAUAAAUUAGCUUGACUACUAAAUGAGGUUAGGAUACUUCCCUCUUCUCCCUUAUAGCCAUGCCACUUUCAUUGAUAAAAAGCAGGAUGAUUUUUUGCCCCUUUGACACAACAGCACAUGCAAGGCAGUGGUCACAAGGGACAGUCACUCCCAUCAACUUCACAAAGCUCUCUAAAAGCUUUGUUUCAAAUGUUGAAGAAAGGUAACAGUUGUAUGCAGUAAGCUGUAAAAAACUUGGAUACAACACUACUUAGAGAUCUUUGAGAUUCCUCCAAGGAAAAGAGCACCAACUCCUAAACAAGACAGAAGCAAGAGGGAUGGAUGCUGUCACUUCCCCAGCAGUGCACACAACCCCCUGGCUCUGGCUGGUCCAUCUUUACCCUUCCAUCUAGUUAUGCAAGGACAACGAGUGGAAUGAUGAGGGAUCUGGUGUUUUUUCCUGCCAUCUAUUCCUAAUAACAGUAGGCUGCACUGGUUUGGAUUUGAAUGUUCAAGAUCUCUGCACUGUAACUAAACUCACUGCCUUUAGCUUCUUAUCACAAGAUACCUCUAAAGAUGAGGGCAACUGGACUAAAACAGCUGAACUGUUAAUUCCUACUCAUCCACAGUUGAAACCAUGACUUGCAGAUUUAUGUGCAAGAUGAAAGUAAAAUUACAGAAGAAUGUACCCAAAAAGUGUCAUUAAUAGACUCAGAGAUUAGCAUUUUUAUACUGUCUAAACAUGUAUGACCAUGAUGCUCUGUGUAACCUGACAUUCACUCCCUCUGUUUCUCUGAUAUUAAGCCAAAUGCAGAGUGGUUCUGAAGUUCAGUGUUAAUAAGCUUGUGUACUUUUGUGAGUGGGGUCAGUGAAAAGCAAAGAUAAACAGAAUGGUUAGAAAUUUAGCUUAGUGUUUCUUAGAGGGAAAUUGGGGAAGUGCUUUUUUUGGUUUGUUUUGAAAAAGACUGUCCCGUAAUACUGCACCACCCUCUCAGCUGGAAGUUCUCUUUUCAGGGAUAAAUGGAUGUAGAGAUCUUUCACUGCAGCAUGACAGGCACCUUAGACAUUGAUGUUUGAAUGCUUCAUGCUGUACAAAGACAUUUUAUUUCAGUUUUGGUCCAACUAAGUUUUCUCCAAAUUGUCCAAACAUUCAUUAUUUAUUUCAAUAUUCUCUGAACACUUAUUUUGUAUUUUAAUACCCUCUGAAUGUUGCUAUCUCAGUGACAGUCCUAAUUCAUGUAAGACUUCAGUGUCAGAUCAAACAUUUUAGCAGCAACAGCUGCUUACACUUACUAACAGCUGUACACCAACACAUGUGAGCAGGAAUGUGUGGAUACAAUAAAUAUAAACCACUAAGAGCCACUGCCUGAAUUUUGACAGCUUUAUAAAUAGGAAGAGCUGAACCCAAGGAUCAUGGAAUUUGGGAAUGAUAAAAAAGCAUCUCACUAUAAAGAAAGGGCUUCUGCCAUAUCAAAUAUUUCCCCCAAAACAGGCAAACAUCUAAGUUUAGUUCUAAUCUUUACUGCUUGGUUGAUAACCAUCUCUGAGGCAAGUAAGUGGAGUGCUUUAUAAGACCAAAGCUUGUUUUCUCCCUUUAAAAUCUCACUAAUUUUAAAUCUAGAAUAUU